Penicillium griseofulvum is the source of this 5577-nucleotide messenger RNA. RefSeq lists its product as uncharacterized. Gene Ontology annotation, cellular component: transcription factor TFIIIC complex. Lineage: Eukaryota; Fungi; Ascomycota; Eurotiomycetes; Eurotiales; Aspergillaceae. The transcript is spliced from 4 exons. Gene Ontology annotation, biological process: 5S class rRNA transcription by RNA polymerase III; transcription initiation at RNA polymerase III promoter. The coding region runs from base 1 to 5577 and encodes 1858 amino acids. The record is from RefSeq and is a predicted model, not a curated record. Gene Ontology annotation, molecular function: DNA binding.
AUGCCUGGUGUACAACAUCUUAUCGAUUUCGUGCUGAACGAAGUCGCACUCUGCGGCAAUCAAGGCGCAACGUUAUCCGAUCUACUUCAAGCCAUUGAUGAUUUCCAUACUCAAUCUUCGGAUGGGACUGAAAUAAACCAAAAAAUUGACCGUCGUUUCAAAGAGAAGGUCUGGUCCUGGCUCACGAGUAACCCAGAGGUGUCUAUUGGCCAGCAUAAUGCAUGGAACCAUCUCACAUUGAAUGAAGCUGAGCAGCUUGACUCACAAAAAACUGAGAGUCAUGAUUCCAAUGGCAAUGAUGCUGAGGUCAACCAUAACGGAGACAUCAACCCUAAUCUGCCGCCGCUUCGAAUCUUUGUUUCAGAAGAGAGAGCUUGGCUUGCCAUCACUGGUCAUUCACCAGACGAGUCCAAGGUAUUACCUCUUGAAUUCGCCUUACUAUCGGUGAUUGCUUCACGCAAGUCAAAGGGUAUUGUGCAGCCGGACCUGGUGAAGAUCAGUGGCCAGGACAAACGGUCUGUCCCGAAGCGUACCGAUGCUUUGCAAAGAAAGGGCUACAUUGACAAGCGACCUGUUCAAACAAAAACGGCCCGAACGAGCCUCUGCACGCUGCAGCGAUUCUACCGCCACACUACUAGUGAUCAAACAAAGGAAGAACCGCAAUCGAAGAACAUGAUCGAUUUCGAUAGCUUCACUACCAGCCUGUUCGAUAUCCUUCGAGAGCAUCAAUUGAUUGCACGCAAUGAUUUGAAACGACUCCUGGGCUUCGAUGACCAAUGGCGUUGGAAAGUCUUAUCCCGUGCCCUCCGAAAGUGGGAACGGAUAGGUGUGGUACAACGCGUGAGAGCCGAGUCACAAUACGAAAGAAUGCACCCUUGUGUGAAACUUUUACGAGAUCCUACAAACAAAGAUCUGGACCUUUUCCACGAGUUUAAUUUCGAUGUUUUGAACAAGCAUGGGGUGCGAGCCAAAGGAACCAAGCUUACCCCGGACCAAGAUCAGGACAUGGAGCUGGAGGGGGCGGGCAAAAGGUCGCUUAGUCCCGAGGACGGUGGGAUGGAUCUUAUCAAAGAACAUGCCGGAGAUGCUGCACGCAUCGUACCAUCUUGGACACCGGAUCGUAACAUCUACAACCAGAUCUUUGACAUCGUUGAAAGAACAGGCACAACAGGCAUCACCAACCACACACUCAACUGGACCUGCUUUGGAUCCUUUUACAAGAGACCCGCUGAAAGUAUGGUGCAUCGCUUGGUCGACCUAUGGCAAGUGGCCCAGCCACUCCAUCUCCGCCAUUACGCUAUCGUUCGGGAUAUGGCAAUGAAAAAGACCAUCAUGUAUUAUGUCCACUAUUCGGCAAACCACUUUGCAAAGCUCGCUGAAUCUGGUCGGGCAUCAUGGGAGGCCGUUGAGAUUCCAGUCAAGAAAGCCAAAUCGCUGAAGAUCGAGGCGCCGCCCUUUGGGGUUCUGCCCGAGCUUGAUGAGCAUGGAUUCCCCAAAAAGGGGUUUCCAAAGAAUUUGUUGAAGAAUCCAAGUUCAACCCUACUCGACGGGAUUCUGGCUGUCAAACCGCCCAACUACCUUCUUUCUUCGAGCGAUCCGUUUGUUGUUGAACUUCCUAACGGCCAACAUGUGAUCCGUACACGUACUGAUAAACUCCCGCCUGGCUCCAAGCAUCUAUAUGAGCCCCGCUUCCGGCCCAAGGGACGGCCAAUGGGCAGACUGAACCGCGCGACUGUGGAAAAGCUCGCCAAAUCCAAAGGAUCCAAGCCUAACGAGGCCAAGGAAUCUGAAGAUGGAGAACCCGAAGCUAACGGAUCGGAACUCAGAGAACCGAAAGUCCUGGAAUCUGGAACUGAACUCAAGCUGGAGCUAUACCAAGGUUACGGCUGGGAAUAUGUCGAUGAAUCCCCGCGAGCCAAAAGAGCUAAAAUUAAACAUGAUAGCCUCAGGGGAUUAUCAAAGAAAGAGAAGUUUGAAGCCCUUGGUAUGGAUGAGAGUUGGACUGAAUACAAAGCUCUUGUCAUGGAAAAGCCUGCUCCUGGCGUGUAUGUGACUCCCCCCGGCCGAAGAAGACCAGCUGGCAAGGCCCGAGGUCGACCGAGACAGAGUCGAAUCGCGAUCUUCAAAUCGCCAAAAUUAGCAUCACUCCCCUGGUUUGUCAAGGAUCAAGAUGACUCAAGUGAUGAUGAUAAGGUACGGGAUGCUGCAUCAGAAAGCCUUGCCUCUGAAGCUAUCAACUCCGAUGGGUUUAUGAGCCCCAUCUCAACAACUCCGAGGGGAGUCAAGAGAACCCUACCUGACCAGUUAGCGGACACACCCGCACUUCCCAAACGAUCUCGUCUUCACAAGGUACAAAAUGGAUUCAAUGAAGGACCCUUGGAGGAUGCCAAUGAGAUAUUGCCCAAGGAUGUAGUUCCAGCAUCCCAAGAGUGUUCAAUCAAAAUGAGUACACCGCGCCAUCGCGACAAGAGUGCUAGCGUUCAUCCACUCGAAGACGAGCAAGCUGGGACUCCAUCAAAGCGACCCCGCGUAGCACCAUCCGACCGCAGCGAUAGCAACUACACUACUCUACACUCCCCGACACCUCGAUCCGAUGUUUUGACACCACGAUCAGGCUCAGUGGCCCCCCAGAAAUUCAAUUUCAGCGCUCAUGGCACCAAGCCUGCAAAAAGGCCACGAGCUCGGAACAGAGUCAGUAUCAGAAACAUGGAGAUUCCAGGAGAGGAGGAAUCGGGAUCCCCAAAGUCUUUAUCUACGAGAGGCGGAUCUAUUAGUGUUCUUCGGAGAAAACUCAUCAUGGAAAUUAUGGAAAAGGCUAAUGGUGUAUACCCCGCGGGCACUGCAAUGUGGUAUCCUUUUGUCACUGCAUGGAUGAAGCACCAUCCAAAUGAAAAACCAGACAUGCGAACUGUCACUACUGCAUGCAAGCAAUUGAUUGAUGCUGGCUACCUUCGGCAGUUGACUUUCAGCGGCAGAGACACAAGAAAAUUGAUGGUGACAAGGACGUUGUUGUUAAAGCCUGAUAUGUCACCAGACGAUCCGUUGGUGAAAGAGAUGCAGAGCAAGAUCCUGGCUACUGAUUUCCACGAGUCCCGUCCCUUCUUUUCGGACAAUGUUGAGCUGGAUCCAACUUUGACAAGGAAUAGUGGUCGACCACACGGUGCACCUCCCCGCACGCAGAAAUUCUCCUUCCCCGUCGAAGAAGGAACCCAUGUGCACUUACAACACAAACCUAUAUCCAUUGUGAACUUAGAGGCAAGGAAAAGGAGACAGGCCCAGGCGAAUUUCAUCAGACGCCUGGAAUCCCAAGCAGCCAAGGCUGCUAAGAUUGCCGAACUAAUGGAUGAGCUGCCUGAUGUGCCUGGAGUUCAGCGACUCAUGACACUUGCACGCCCCCCUGAAUUGGACCUUGAUGCUCAUCCGAACACGUCAAUUAUGCGUCCAUAUGUCCGAACAGGUACAUGUGUUCCUGGCAAGCAAAGGCUCAUCAUACAUCCCAAACGGGUAAUGAAACCAAUUUCCGCCAUCGGAGCGUAUGCCAUGUUAAUGAAUCCGGUGCAACAAUUUGAUCCAACCACUGGGACUUUCUCCACAGGGUCCUGCGCAGCCAAACGCAGAAGGGGAAGGCCAUUGCAGGAAAAACAGCUGGCUUUGAACAUUGAGAAAUCUGUCAAUGAACUAUCUAAGCUGGCUCAUGACGAACCAGAACCGGAAAUGCACCAGGCCGUUGAAGCCGAAGAUCUACGCUCGAGAUUUUAUCAAAAGACCAAAAAGAUUCUCAAAUGGGAGCUUAAUCACCCAACUCUGUUUGAAGCAAACCUUGAAGGCCAGCGGUUUAUCGACCAAACCAUCCAGUAUGGUUUCGAACCAGCGCCGGUCAAUGGCAAUAUUCGGUUUGAUAUUGACAUGCCCCCUCCGAAACAACCUGCAGUGGAACCGGAUUUGCCACCACGGCGUAGCGAGAUCCGUCGCCAGCGACAGGCUCUACCUCAGCCCCCUGCAACACCUAUUCCGAAACAGGAGACGCUCAAAAGGAUACUAAGACCAAGAAGGAAACGGCCUGCUCCCCCGGACCGCCGUCUGGCUAAACUUGAUGAUACUGCAACACCCGACAAAGAAGCACAGUCAGCGACCCCAGCGACCCCUAAACGUAUUCGCCGGCAGCGAUUCGUGCGCCCUAUCCCCGAGGACCUCAAACAAAAGCUCAUGCUUGCUCUUGUCAUCGUUCGCGUGCUUGCGGGUGGAGCAGAAUCAAGAGUGAUCGAUUGGGCUCUUGUGACGAAAGCUUUCCCAAAUCAUGACUCUUCUUUUAUCGAAGGGCGAGCGCGUCAGAUACUCAGCAAGAAUCGCUUGCAGAUUACUAAGAUGCAUCGAGAUUUCCAGGAGUGCUUCCUUGAGGCAUACGAGCGGGAUGAAGUCCCGCGCAUUGACUAUUCUGAUUUGGACAGCUAUGAUUGGCCUGCCCUGGUUGAGUGGGCAAGCACUAGGCUGGAUGUCUCUCCAUCCGAACGGGCUCCGGAUCUUCCAGCAACACGGGAGCAAUUCGAUAGUGUUUUCGAACUACGCGAAGAUGCUCUUACGGCAGGUGAUGAACUGUACCAGGCUGUACACGGUGUUACUAUCAGCCAUAAGCGCAACUUGAUGGCGCGCAAUCCAUUUGCUAUACCCGUGGAUGAUGCAACAUGCACCCAAUCGACCCCACGAAAGGUUCAUGCGGAACAACUUGAGGCUGCGAAGACAUGGGUCCGUGCAAACAUCAUCACCGCAGAAGAGACCUAUCGACCCAAUGAGUCGAGCGACAUCCUGCAACGCUUUGGCGAUCGGCUCAUCACCACUGCGACACAGACACUAAUCAACGACCGUGUCAUCAGCUCCACAACCCGCGGCCGCGUCAACCCUGGUCGCAACUACGAUAUCUCAGAAUAUUUCCUGCAGACACUGAGCCGCAAACGUGCUGUUGAAAGCUCCCAGCUGCGUCGUGCCGCUCAGUUCAAAUUAAAGACGCUAGAUCUCCAACUCCGAACUACUGGUUCAUCCGACGUCGAGUACGCCGCAGACGAUGGCGAUAUCCUUGCAUUGAUCAACCUCUACGCCUCGGGUGCUAUUCAGAUGCGACCUCGCGAUGCCCCCCGCGCCAAGUUCGGUCUCACCGAUGGCGGAUACGAAACUCGACAGAUGGACAAGAGACGCUUCCGUUUCCCUAUUGAGGUUACUCCUACCGCAACUUACCGCUAUGGUAAUCCAGUUCAAGGAAAAGCCGCAGCAACAAUUCUUCCACCCCCACCUCCAUCAUCAGGCGCGAAAAUUCCGCCCAAAAACCCCCUUUGGUACGAUAUCAAUGGAGAGUUCGUGCCUCGUCUCUGGGAUUUGGUGGUUGGCCCAGUCCUCGGAUGUCUGGUGAUGCGACCCGGUAUCAAGGCCGGUAACAUUGCUAACAUGAUCAAGCCCACCAUGGGCGCAUGGGAAACUGUGUUGAUGCUGCAAUGGAUGGAGGAAGUUGGCAUUGUCAAGGCUGAUGGCGAGGGAGAGAUGGCCUGCUGGAGACUACAGGAGUCUUGGUGGAUGAUUCUAUCUUGA